AUGAAUCAUCUGGCAGAAUACUAUAGCGAUGACGAUUCACCUUAUGAGAAAACCUCAGAAGAACACUUGGAACGAAGUAAAAGUGACGAAGAACAUUCGCCUAGUAAAGAAAAUAAAGUCAAACGAAAAGAAGGACGGCGUGAUUCGGAGUACUGGACAGAUGAUUCAGUAAAUGAAAAAUCGUCAUCCAGUCCUGAUCGGUCAACGAGAUCAAUAAGUGGAGAUAACGAAAGUACAAACUUGUUGCCUCCCCCUCCAUCUAAGAAAGCGUUGAUUUCAUCAACGAGACGCUCAGUUAAGAAUGAUUUAAAUAAAUUUGCGCCACAUAUGUCAUUUGCUUCACAAAGUAGAAUCUCCAUGACGCAAAGUCAAACUUCGUUGGUUUCAUAUGAUGAGCAGGAUGAUGAGGAAGAUCAGUUUGCUAAAGCUGAUCGGAAAGCUGUUGCAAGAAAAGAAUCGGAAAAAAAAGGUUCAGAAUCUACAAAUCGUGAGCCGAAACCACCUCCGGGUCAUGAAGACAGCCAUUCUCCUGAUGAUAUUGCUGUCCACAAUAAUGUUGGGAAUAAUUUAAAGGAACUUGAUAGGCAUCAAAUAGUCCACAACACUGGGCCCUGUCUCACUCCAGGAUCUGCUGAAGGAAACGACAGCCCCCAAAUUCAUGACGAGAUCAUGGAAAUACGGUUACCACCAUCACCAUCAGCAAAAUGCCCUCCGGAACUUGAGGCACGAUUUCGAGGAUUUUUUGAGAGGAAAGCACAAGGAGCUGAUUUAAACGCUUUAAUACAAAAAAGGCGCGACUUCAGAAAUCCAUCAAUGUACGAAAAAUUAAUCGAGAAGUUCGAAGUAGAUGAACUAGGCUCAAAUUUCGCGCCAUCAGUUUUUGAUCCGCACGGAUUCGCAAAAGAUUGCUUCUACGACCAAAUCUCUAUCCUUCAAAAAGAAAUAAUGGAGAAGUACAAUGCUGCAGCCGAAAAAAAGGCAACCACUGCUGGUUCUGUCAAAGCAGGUGAAGUCAAACGCAAAUCUCGCUUUGAAGGUACCAUUAAAUAA
Messenger RNA from Thelazia callipaeda (thelaziosis nematode), 1050 nucleotides. NCBI's taxonomy places the organism in Eukaryota, Metazoa, Nematoda, Chromadorea, Rhabditida, Thelaziidae. The record is from the annotation of a GenBank genome assembly.